Phialemonium atrogriseum is the source of this 1291-nucleotide messenger RNA. RefSeq names its product putative ribosomal protein l32 protein. Bases 175 to 999 code for a protein of 274 amino acids. The record is from RefSeq and is a predicted model, not a curated record. Lineage: Eukaryota; Fungi; Ascomycota; Sordariomycetes; Cephalothecales; Cephalothecaceae. Gene Ontology annotation, biological process: exocytosis. Gene Ontology annotation, cellular component: Golgi to plasma membrane transport vesicle; cell tip. Gene Ontology annotation, molecular function: guanyl-nucleotide exchange factor activity. The transcript has 2 exons.
AAACAAAUCACUAUCCAGCCCACCCUGUGGCCAGCCAGCCAUGCUACUUUCUUAGACACUUAAGAUGUUGUGCAAUAGUAGCCCAGGCUCUUGCCGGACGACAGAUCGAGGACUUGAAUUGAGAUUUGUCUUUGGCUUUCUCAACUACACCAUCGGUCCUGUGUGCGGGGCACAAUGUCAGCUACGACCACCUUGACGAUUCAGGCCCCAACCAUGACGACUUCGAACAUGUCGACAGCCCCUUGCUGUCCGAAGUGCGGCUUUGACAUUGAACUACCAUCCUUCGAAGACACCCAAGAGGAACUUCUCCAAGCCCACCGGAAGAUCGAGGACCUCCAGGUCCAAGUGCGGCUCCUCAACCAGAAGGCUUCCGCCGCCAUUGAUCGCUGGGCAGACUACGAGGACGAGAUCGCCAAGGUCCGGUCCGCCCUCGACACCUCGCAGAAACAGCAGCAACAACAGCAGCAGCAGCAGCAACAGCAACAAACCCAACAAGCGACGACCGUAGCCUCGCCAUCACGAUCCUCCUUCCUCUCCGCCAGCGCCGCAAGCCGCAUUUCAGCGCUCCUAUCCCCGCGCAAACCGCCGCCAAACCUCUACUUCAACAACCCGAGCCCCUCCCCGUCUCCCCGAACCGCAUUCUCCCCGGCCCUACCACUGCCAUCAGCAACAUCGCCGGCCCCGCCGCUGUCCCCGACGCCGAGCAGCGACGAGCUGCUCGAGGCGCUGUCGCGCGAGCAGUCGCUGCGCCUUGCGGCCGAGGGCCGCCUGAGCGACACGAGCCGCGAGGUGGAGGAGCUGUCGGCGACGCUGUUCGAGCAGGCCAACGAGAUGGUGGCGUCGGAGCGGCGCGCCCGCGCCGCGCUCGAGGAGCGCGUCGAGACGCUUGAGCGCCGCGACGCCGAGAAGAGGCGCCGGCUCGGCAGGCUCGAGGCCGCGCUUGGGAGCAUCGAGAGGGCUAGGGCGCUUCUUUUGGGGGAUGGGGACGAAGAUGGAUGAGGCAGCGAGCAAUCUGGGAACAUGAGAAACGGCUCGUUUACGCGGCGCAUACUGAUUUGGGUGGUUCUUUUCACAUUUUUUUAGAGGGGUCAGACAUCUAUACUCGGGACAUGCGAUUUCAAUAUCAGAUAGGGGUAUCAUUCCACGGGGAGUUACGGGGAAAUAUCUGGACAGGCAAGAAAAGAGGUGGUGCAUCGGGCUUAAUACGGUUUUGCAACCUUCCUGAGUUCGCUGAAUCCAGUUUCGGGGUCCCUAUACUCCUUCCAACUGACAGGAUACAUUGUGUUGCCGG